GCUCCGCCAGGCCCGGCCCCGCCGCACUACAGCUCCCGCCUGCCCCGCGCUCGGCCGCAGGGCGGAGAGACAGGGAGGCGGGAAGGGAAGGAGGAAGGAAGGGUUUCCCCGCCGCGGCGGGAACUACGCGUCCCGGCGUGCGCCGCUGCGGGCGGGGAGCGGCUCGGGGGCGGGGGAGCCCUGAGGCGGAUGAGGGCGAGGCUGGCGGUGCGCGGCUCUGGCGGUCUCCGAGUUGUGGUUCCCGGGGGAGUGAGAGGCUCAGGAUGUCGAGGAAUUUCUCUGACCCAGGCAGCAGCAGAAAAGAGCAUGUUAAAGUCACAAGUGAGCCCAAACCAGGGUUCCUGGAGCGGCUCAGUGAGACCUCUGGAGGCAUGUUGAUUGGACUUGUGACGUUUCUUCUGGCUUUCUAUGUUCUUUUUACCAAUGAAGGACGAGCUUUAAGGACAGCCAGGUCUCUUGAUGAGGGGCUUUCUCUUGUGGUCCCUCUUGACAGCAUCCACAGCAUCUCUCAGCAGAAUGAGGGGAGACUGGUGCACUUGGCUGGUGCUCUGAGUACAUCUAAGCCUUUGUUUGACCCCAGCUAUGGGCUCUCCAUCCAAGCUGUCAAACUUAAGCGUAACGUGGAAAUGUACCAGUGGGUUGAAUAUGAAGACUCAAAGGAAUAUGAGGAGGAUGGUGAGAUUAAGAAAGAGACAAAGUAUUCAUACAAUACAGAGUGGAAAUCAGAAGUUGUGAACAGCAGAAACUUUGAUCGAGAAAUUGGACACAAAAACCCGAGUGCCAUGGCUGUGGAGUCUUUCACUGCUGUUUCUCCCAACGUCCAGGUUGGCAGCUUUGUUCUUUCCAAGGGUCUCGUGGAUAGAAUUGAUGAUUUCAAGCAGCUGAGCUUGUCACACCUGGAGGAUCCCCAUGCUGAUGUUACCCGAAGAGAAAAUUAUUUCUAUCACAGUGACAACCCCAGGCGUCCAGAAGUGGGAGACCUUCGUGUCUCUUUCUUCUAUGCAGGUCUGAGUGAAGAUGAUCCCCAUUUGGGCUCUGCUGACAGGGUGACUGUGAUUGCUCGGCAGCGAGGUGAUCAGCUGGUUCCAUAUCAUACCAAGUCUGGAGAUGUUCUGGAGAUUCUGUACCCUGGGGACCUCUCUGUGGAGGAGGUGUUUCAGAAGGAGCAGGAGGGUAACACCAUGAAGACCUGGGCCCUCCGUGCAGCUGGCUGGCUCUCAAUGUUUGUGGGCAUCAGCCUGAUGACCAGGAUCUUUUACACAUUAGUGGACUGGUUUCCCGUGGUGAGGGAGCUGGUGAGCGUUGGCCUGAAGGUGUUUGCGGUGUGUGUGGCCAGCUCGCUGUCCCUGCUGACCAUCGCCGUGGGCUGGCUCUUCUACCGCCCGCUCUGGGCCCUGCUCCUGAUGCUGCUCUCUGCUGUCCCCAUCCUGGUGGCCAGGACCCGUGUUCUGCCCAAGAAGCAGCAGUGACAAGGAGGUGCUCUGGUCUUGAGCUGAGUCCUGGUUAGAACCUUCCCAAGUGCAUUUCUGCCCGGUUCCUGCAGCAAGCUUACAGCAAAUCACAGCUCAGCAGCGAGCACUGAAAGCUGGGGAGGGGGCUUGGGUGGGAUUGUUGGUACAUGUUAUCCACAGGACUAUAGAAUGCUGUUUGUGGGAAGUCAGUGACACCAGCUUUGGGGAAAAAAGCAUUUUAGGUGUGGGUAUUGAUGGUGAGUUAGUGAACAAGCAGAUUUAUACCUCUUACUGCUUAGUAAUUCCCCCUGAUUUGGGAACUGGCAAGUCCUUGCUGGGUGGGGCACCUUGUGUGUUUGGGAGAAAGUGCCAGCUGCAUCCCAUGGACCCUGGUUAGAUGUCCUUGGGAAAUGCAUGUGCCUGCCUGCCUCUGACAAACCCUCCCUCUGCUGCCUUUCCUGGUUUGCACAGUCAGGAACACUCCUUUGGCUGGUGUGUUUGGCAGUGCACGUGUUCAAAGGGAAAACAUAGCUUAGGUGAAUUCCACAGAAUACUCAUGUAAACCUUCUGCUUUUGGACUGAGGAUUUUCAAAGUCAUUGAUGCAAUGAGUGGCCAGGUUAGCAGUGCUCUGAGUUGGGCAGAUUUAUCAGGACACAUUGAUUUCCCCCAUGUUUUAAGUGUCUGAACUUGGUUUUGGUUAAGCAUCCAAAAUGAUAGCCUGGACUGUAUCUGAACAGUUUCAAAAGUUUCACUUCAAAUUGCACUUAAAGGGGUACUCACAGGUCAUUCACGUGUAAAUAAAAAACCUACUGCCUUGGAACAACAUUGACUUUUAUAACUGAAUGUGUAGUCUAAAAUAGUUGGGGUUUUUUUUUGCUGUGUAUACUGUUCCUUUCUUUAAUUUCACUUAGUAAGGACAAUGAACAUACUCUGUGAAAUUAAGUAAUGGAAACAUUUUUGCCUUACUAGUUUUCAUAGAUUUUAGUAGCCUAAAUUGGUAGUUUUGUAUCUUGUUAGAGGAAUGCCUUGUAGUGUUGUGAUGGCUCAUGUUUAUCUGCUGUAACCAGUACUUGAGGUUAGAGACACCCUUAAGUCUCUCCAGCAAGCUAGAGCCUGGCUUCCAGAUGGAGCCCCCUACACUACUGUUUUGGGGUUUUUGUAAGUAUACACAGUUCAGUACAAAAAUAAUAUUUUCUAUUAUGAAAUCUAUUUAUGACCAUCAGAGGCGUGUUCUCUGUACCAAAGGAAUUUGACUUGAACAUACACAGAAGUAAACGUUUGCUAGAAAUGAUAUUGAAAUAGAAAUCUGAGUUAGAAAUCAUAAAUGUUUUGAGAAUUUGUAAUGACUUUUUUAGUGCUAAUUACUUUCACUCUUUUGGUAUUUGAAUAGCCAGUUUGGUCUCACAGCUCUGUCCUGGUAAAACGAGCAGGGAGUGAAAGGGCAGGAACAGGAGCUGGCCUGGUGCGUGCCUGCUGUGUGGCAGUGGUGCUGCACAGCCUUCCUGCUCUCACAACACCUGCUCAUGCUCCAGCAGUCAGGAACUCUGCUCCACAGGGGAGAGAAACUGUUCUUGAACUGCUGCUGUUUUGCCCAUGAUGCAGAAUACUAACCAGCAUUACUUAUUGGAAAUGAAGUGACAAUUUUCUACUGAAGUGCUGAGCAUUUGUAUAUUUAAUAAAAUACUGUUUUCC
Zonotrichia leucophrys gambelii is the source of this 3144-nucleotide messenger RNA. It is a transcript of the gene TMEM43, whose product is annotated as transmembrane protein 43. Lineage: Eukaryota; Metazoa; Chordata; Aves; Passeriformes; Passerellidae. The transcript has 12 exons. Gene Ontology annotation, biological process: lipid metabolic process; nuclear membrane organization. The record is from RefSeq and is a predicted model, not a curated record. The coding region runs from base 264 to 1469 and encodes 401 amino acids. Gene Ontology annotation, cellular component: nuclear inner membrane; nuclear envelope.